UUAUCUCUCCACUGCAGGUCGACAAGUGGCCCUGGAAGCUCUAGUAAUGCCUCUGGCAGUAAUCGUCGCCUUCAGCAAACCCAACACCAAGUAGAUGAGGUGGUUGACAUCAUGAGGGUUAAUGUGGACAAGGUGUUGGAACGAGAUCAGAAGCUGUCAGAAUUGGAUGACCGUGCUGAUGCACUGCAGGCAGGAGCUUCCCAGUUUGAGACAAGUGCUGCCAAGCUGAAAAGAAAAUAUUGGUGGAAGAACUGUAAGAUGUGGGCAAUAUUGAUAGCAGUUGUUCUCAUCAUUAUCAUCAUCAUCAUUGUCUGGAGUGUGUCCUCAUGAAUUAGAAGAAUGCAAACCAGCAGAAUGAAAACCAGCGGAAGCCAUCUUUCUCUCCUUCAAACCUGCUGUUAUCAAGCUCACCUACUGAUGUAUAAAGCAAAAUUAUUUUGAUUAGUCAUGUGGUUAACUUUCUCUGGUUAUCAGAAAUGUGCCUUUGUUUAAAAGUUACGCUCCUACUUUUAAAAUGCUAACAAGCACAGCCUCCAACUUGCACAGUGCCUUGGUAAUCUUGAGUAUGAGCUGGUGAAGAGGGUUUCAGAAUUUAGAGGCAAUACAUUGUUACCAGUGACUACUGGGUUCUAGAUGAAUUUGAAGAGUGUUUGGGUAUGUCGUCUUCACUAUCUCCUCCCUGUCCCAGUUUGAAGAUGCCUCUUCUGAAGUACACUGCUACAGCUGUGGGAACCAAAGCUUGAAUUUGUGCCUUCUUCUACGAAACUCUAACAUGUCUGCCAUUUGUACAGACUUUGCCUGACUUGCCUUACUCCAUUAAUGCCUUCUAACUAGUUGUGAAGAGCCAGCCAGCCUUGCAAACACUACAUGUUGUUCACUGUUUUAUGCAGUAAAAUUCUAAUAUUGAAGUUCUAAAGAUUGAGCACUGAAUGUUUAGUACUGCAUUUAUGGCAUUUGUGAUUAAACCUAUCUUAACCAUAAAAUGUUUACAUUCU
Molecule: messenger RNA, 995 nt
Organism: Pelodiscus sinensis (Chinese soft-shelled turtle)
Lineage: Eukaryota; Metazoa; Chordata; Testudines; Trionychidae
Source: RefSeq, a predicted model, not a curated record